Molecule: messenger RNA, 4497 nt
Organism: Corythoichthys intestinalis (scribbled pipefish)
Lineage: Eukaryota; Metazoa; Chordata; Actinopteri; Syngnathiformes; Syngnathidae
Gene: armc2
Product: armadillo repeat containing 2
Exons: 17
Coding region: 1012-3411 (799 amino acids)
Biological process (GO): cilium organization; sperm axoneme assembly
Molecular function (GO): protein binding
Source: RefSeq, a predicted model, not a curated record
ACAUAAUCUCUAUCUGUUCAUACUAAUGAUGUUGUUGUAUUGUAAUAACAUGUUUUCUGGAAAUUAACAUCUUUCAGUUAGGAAUACUUUAUUGUAUCCAGCAUUUCAAAAAAACAUUGACAUCGAGUUUUACAAAACAAUUAGAGUCCUAAAAUUGAUUUAAAGGAGCAUUACCGUCUCAUGUAGCUAAAUAAGACAAAGUAAAAAAAUACAAAUAAAAAUAAAACCUCAGUACCCUGCAAUGCAGUUAUAUUCAAUUUUAGUUCAAAUAAUGCCUACUAAAACUUGGGCAAUGUUAUAAUCGCACACUUACUACUCGUCUCUGUCUUGUUUCUUAUAUAUUGUUCAUAUAAGUCUACAAUUUUGAUUUAUUUGUCAUUUUAUCACCGCUGUUUCACUACUGAAACUUGUUAUCACAAGUCCUGGUCGCGUGUGAUGACGUAGUCCAUAACCGCCGACUAAUGAUGACGUAAGCGCCAUUGAAACCAAGGUCUGGCUACAGCGCAACACAGAAUAAACACCUGGAUUAUCCUCUAAAUUUUUGCAAAUGGAAUUUUAUGUAUAUGAAAAUGCUAUUUAUUCAGCGGAAUUUGGAUAAUAUUGUAGAUUUGUAUUCAUGUGCCUUUGUUGUUGUUAACUGCAAGACAGUUUUUUUGUUGUUGUUUUUUUUAACGUAACGCCAGGAACAUGGUGGAGUUUCCUCGGUAUGAACAGUAGGUUUUCAAUGUUCUUCUUACACUGAUUUUAUAUUCUUUAAUUUUCAUUCUACUUUACCGUCGUUUCGGAGCGGAUUCUCCGUGUUUGUUGUGUUCGCAACCACAGCAACAUGUGGUCGCCAUGGAGACGCAGGAAGCAGCGCAGGACUCCUCGUUCGCUCGGCGUUGUCAUUUUCAACACAAAACCAACCCUUCUCCCUUGAUCAAACCAUGCUUGGAACGUAAAUACAAUAGGAAAUUUUAAUCAUGCAAAACUGAGUUAAUUCGUAAGCUGAGCCGACGUCACGGCAGCCAAAUGGGCUCCAUGGAGAGAAAAUACGAGCUGUGUGGGCCUUUUCUACCAAGGAGGCACCCCUCAUUGAGGACGAGUGCUGAGAUAGUGGGCGAAGCGAGAAGGAUCCUCAGAGCUCAGUCCACCCAGAGGCCAUACACCCCCCAGGAUGCGAACAGGCAGCUUUUUCCAAGAAGUUCUGUUCGUGCAGACCACAGCAACAGACCUUCCUCUACCUUCAGUCUCCAUUCUCAGAAUUUCUAUGUCGGAGACUCCCGGCCAAAUUCAGGGACUCGCCUAUCUCCACUGGAGCAUAAUAGAAAAAUUUCCAUUCCAGGCUGUGAUGACAUUUCAAAGUCAUCUCCCAAACCACCCACUGACCCACUGGACACCAAAAUAGGGCUGGGACGAACACGGGCGCGCCUUUUCAGGGCAUCAUCACUCACCACGUUGCCUCCUUUACCAGCACACACAGAUGAACGGGCAAAAAAGCUGCCGUCAGACCAAGCUUUUGUCUGCGGGGAUCAUAAGGAAUUCUUGGGUGUGCCUCACUUCACCACACCACGCAGAAGUCAGAGUGAAAGCAGACUAUCUCAGUCUAGUGUUGAUAGUGGAUUGGGAAGCACGGAUGGCCGAACAGGACACCGAACAGAUUUGAGUGGGAGUGGAAAGAACAACACAAAUGCAGGCGCAGACUCACGCUGGGAUAGGAUAGCGCCGCUUCUACAGCAGCUAAAGGCCGCAGUUGCAGGCGGUAGCUGUGAAGACUCCCCGGAACAUUUAAGUGAUGUGUGCGCCUCCCUUUACGACGCCUUGGCGGAAGCGGCCAUGUUGGGCCCUCACCGCUGUAAGAAGCGCUCCAGCAUUUUGCGAACGCUCUUCCGACUCAUCGACCUCAACUCCCCGCGACUCCACAUGCGCGUUGCCGAGCUGUGCCUUGCCUUACACGUCAGUGGGAACAACCUGCUCAACAUCUGCAAGCUCAUCUUCCAGAUCAGUCGCAAUGAAGCCAACGAUGUCCUAUUCCAGAACAAUUCAGUCCUAGACUCGCUGCUGGGUCUGAUGCUGCGUGAGGACGUGCACACAUGCGGCGAAGCGCUCUUUUACUGUGCCGGAACGUUGAAAUUUCUCUCAGGGAACGCCGUUGUCGUACACCUCCUGCUGGACAAGGACUGCAUGGGCACGGCUAGCCGUUUCAUUCAGAAGCUACGAAUGGUGGAUGACGCUUACGUGGCGAUUGCCGGGCACAUCCUUGUACAGAUGACCGCCACCUUACGAAACCUGUCAGACCACACCGAGGCACGUCCCCUUUUUGUCUCCCAAUCCUUGAUUUCGGAGCUUUGCUUGGUUCUGCAGCGCUAUCGGACGGACCGUGACGUGUGCACUAAUGUAUCCAGGAUCUUCAGUAAACUCUCCUCGUACUCGGAGUGCCGUCUCGCUCUGGCGCAAACCCCCGACUGCUACCAACUAUUUUUAGAACUCCUGACCAAACAUAGCCGAAAACAGGACUUGGUGGUGCGCCUCCUCUUCACGCUUGGCAACCUGACGUCCAAGAGCGACGAUGCGCGCUACCAGCUCUUCCGCUGCGAGGCGUCCACGGACACACUCCUGCGUCUGUACGGAGACUACCAGCCGAGGGUAGGGGACUUUUCAAGGGAGGCCGAGGACGUGCUGGUGAAGCUGGUCCGCGUGCUCGCCAACAUGUGCAUCCACGAGGAAGUGGGCACGGCGCUGGCCGGCAACGACAAGUGCGUCCGGCUGUUGAUGGAGACACUGGAGCUGAGGUCUGUUGAUGAGAACGAGGAACUGAUGGUAAACACGGCGGCCGCCAUCAACAACCUGACGUUCUACCACAAAGAAAGCUUGGUGCUUAAAUGCAAUCAGCUAGAUGUCGCUCAGCUCAUGCUGAAGUUGGUGCUGAGCUCCAACAUGGCCGCCAUGCACGAAGCCACCCGCGUCUACGGGAACUUGUCGCAGUCCAAAGAUGUGCGGGACUUUAUCAUGCACAACAAAGUCCACAGAUUUGUGGUGACACUUUUGGAUUCUAAGAAUCCAGACGUCUGCUUCUCGGCCUGCGGGGUCCUCACCAACCUGGCGCUGGACCCUCCCAACAGAGCCUGUCUCUCACUGGAGGGGGCUUCCACCAAGUUGACGGACUGCCUAAGAGACUUGGGAGCAGGUGAUUGGCAGUUGUCGGCUCAGCUGUGUCAGGCCUUGUGGAACAUGAGCGGUGGAGACGCCCCUGAGAAACUGCUGGACGCGCAGGAUAGGCAGUCGCUACUGGAGAUCCUCACGUCCUAUUUGGAUGAAAACGUGGCUCUCAAAUGGACGGAAAACAAGGAUUACAGCAGUGCAUCAUGGGAGUUGGAGUUCUGCCCUGUUGCACAAAAACUUCAUCAAGCAUUGUCAAUGAAAUGUGAAUAAUAUAUAACAUACAUGUUGUGUACCAAUACAAAAAUUGUGAAUGUUUUAAAGUUUCGCUGCCAUUCUAAAAAUCCUAUCAUGUGACUUAUUUUAAAGCACUUUAACGUCCAUCUUCACAUAUCUUUACAACAGUUUGCACAUUUAAAUAACAAACCUUGGUUUUGUGUGAGUGUGUGCGUGUCAAAUCUGAUGGAAAUUGAUGAGUCACCUGGAUCUUCCUUGCUAAGAAAAUGUUUUAUAGACAUGUAAACAAAUAAAAAGCACAAGAAGCAGGAAAUGUGGUCGCCUCUCAAAGCCUUUAUUAUUAUCAUUAUUCAUGUUACACAGACACGGGGCCAGGCAGUGCUUACAAGUCGCCUAAAAGUACAGCAUUUUCAAAGUCACAUGGUUGUUACAUCAACACAAAUCAGGAACAGCACUUCAUGUUUCAAGAUUAGAAAAAAAAACCUUUACAUCUCAUUAAAACAUUGAUAUAAAAUAUUAGCCGGCUGAUAGCAAUUUUUCAAAUCCGAAAUGAGAUGUCAAGGUAGUUUAGGGGUGAGGGUUGAUGAUUGUGCUGGUGAUGAUGUCACGACUCUUAACCGGAGAAGUCGUUUGAUUGAAUUUAGCGGCCUCACACAUCAUUUUUCAAGGUGAGGUGUAACAGAGGCAAGCAAGACACGCUUCUAAUUCAAAAGAUUGGACUUGAACUGCGUUGAAUCAGUGUUUGUAAGUGUGCCAUCCUGCUGAGACAUGACUCGAUGUAACCAAAAAGGUUCAGAAUAAGAGAACGCUACAAAUGAUACACAACAAUUCAAUAGCAUAGUUUUAUUUUUUUGUCCAUUUUUUUCAUAGAUUUUGUAUAAAAAGAAAAAAAGUGUCAGUAACUGACGUCAGUCAGGAGAUUCGAAAAACAAAAAAAGCUCCACUUUCUUCCCACUCCUUUCCAACGGUACCAUCCUUUUUGUCGAAACCUCCGCGCCAUCAUGAAAGGAACGCAGCAUUUACCGCUUUUAGUCAACGAAAUUGUUUCAUCAAAACAAAAGCUGAUUUUUUUUUUUGCACUAGUCAGGCUUGGAACAAGCACAGCUACAAAUGAUGGCGGGC